Molecule: messenger RNA, 5230 nt
Organism: Artibeus jamaicensis (Jamaican fruit-eating bat)
Lineage: Eukaryota; Metazoa; Chordata; Mammalia; Chiroptera; Phyllostomidae
Product: cytochrome P450 3A12-like
Exons: 13
Coding region: 109-1620 (503 amino acids)
Biological process (GO): oxidative demethylation; steroid metabolic process
Molecular function (GO): iron ion binding; oxidoreductase activity, acting on paired donors, with incorporation or reduction of molecular oxygen, reduced flavin or flavoprotein as one donor, and incorporation of one atom of oxygen; testosterone 6-beta-hydroxylase activity
Source: RefSeq, a predicted model, not a curated record
AAUAUCCACUGGGUGGGAAGGGAAAUUUCUCACACACAGGCCUGCUGAGAAGAGCACACGGUGCUGCAAGGAAAAUUCAGAGGAGAGAAUCUCGGGAGGAAAGUGGCCAUGGACCUGAUCCCAAGCUUUUCCACAGAAACCUGGGUUCUCCUGGCUACCAGCCUGGUGCUCAUCUAUCUAUAUGGGACCCAUACACAUGGAAUUUUUAAGAAGCUGGGAAUUCCUGGGCCGACACCCCUCCCGUUUGUGGGAACCGUUCUGGGCUAUCGUAGGGGUUUUGUGGAAUUUGACCAGGAAUGUUUUAAAAAGUAUGGAAGAAUGUGGGGGUUCUAUGAUGGCCGACAGCCUGUGUUGGCUAUCACUGACCCAGACCUGAUCAAAGCAGUCCUUGUGAAGGAAUGCAACUCUGUCUUCACAAACCGGCGGGCUCUUGGUCCAGUGGGAUUUAUGAAAAGUGCCAUCUCUUUGGCUAAGGAUGAAAACUGGAAGAGAAUACGAGCAUUGCUGUCUCCAACCUUCACUAGUGGAAAGCUCAAGGAGAUGUUCCCCAUCAUUAACCAGUAUGGAGAUAUGAUGGUGAGGAAUCUGAGGAAGGAAGCAGAGAAAGGCAAACCCAUCAACUUGAAAAACAUCUUUGGGGCCUACAGCAUGGAUGUGAUUACUAGCACAUCAUUUGGAGUGAACAUCGAUUCCCUCAACAACCCACAAGAUCCUUUCGUGGAAAAAACCCAGAAGCUCUUAAGAUUUAAUUUCCUUGAUCCAUUCUUUCUCUCCAUAUUGCUCUUUCCAUUCCUUACCCCAAUUUUUGAACUAUUAAAUAUCCAUCUGUUUCCAAAAAGUGUUACUGAUUUUUUCAUAAAAACUGUAAAAAGAAUGAAAGAAAGUCGCCUCCAAGAUAAACAAAAGCACCGAGUGGAUUUUCUUCAGCUGAUGAUUAACUCCCAGAAUUCCAAAGAAACAGGCUCCCAUAAAGCUUUGUCUGAUCUGGAGCUUGUGGCCCAAUCUAUUAUCUUUAUUUUUGCUGGCUAUGAGACCACUAGCACUUCUCUCUCCUUCCUUAUGUAUUUAUUGGCCACUCACCCUGAUGUGCAGCAGAAACUGCAGGAGGAGAUUGAUGCCACAUUUCCCAAUAAGGCACCUCCCACUUACGAUGCCCUGUUCCAGAUGGAGUAUCUUGACAUGGUGUUGAAUGAAUCUCUCAGAUUAUUCCCAAUUGCUGGUAGACUUGAGAGGCUCUGUAAGAAGGAUGUGGAAAUCAAUGGAGUGUUCAUUCCCAAAAGGACAGUGGUGAUGGUGCCAAGCUUUAUUCUUCACCGAGACCCAGAGUACUGGUCAGAGCCUGAGGAGUUCCAACCUGAAAGGUUCAGUAAGUCGAACAAGGACAGCAUAAAUCCCUACAUAUAUGUGCCCUUCGGAAAUGGACCCCGAAACUGCAUUGGCAUGAGGUUUGCUCUAAUGAACAUGAAGCUUGCUGUCAUCAAAGUUCUGCAGAACUUCUCCUUCAAGCCUUGCAAAGAAACACAGAUUCCUGUGGAAUUAGAUUCUCAAGGAAUUAUUAAACCACAAAAACCCAUUGUUCUAACGGCUGAGUUGAGAAAUAAGACUGUAAGUGGAGCGUGACCUUCCCUAAGGACUUACACCUUGUUCUUCAAGGGAGCUGCAUGCCUGACACUGGAGAUCUCGAUGUACUUUGUGAAUAAAACCCAGAAAUGAAAAUAGGUUUAACCUACAGCACUUGAUGAAGAACUAGUGAUUCUGUACAUUCAUUUAGUUUUUCCAGAGUCUAUACAGAGUAUUAUAUAUUAUGUAAUAUGAGGGAGGUGACUAAAUAAGAGCCAGAUACGGAGGCAUUCAUCCACCCCAACUUAGUACCAUCCCCUCUUCCUUAGCGCUAAUCAAGAAUACAAAUUUUUCACAAUUUUAUCACCAAACUUUAAUAAAAACAAGAAUUAAUUAUAGUAAACAGCAGUAGUGACAUUUUAUCAUGUUUUAUUUUGAAAUUCUAUGUUGUAUAUUAUUUAGCAAUUCAAUAAAUACCUCUUCACAAUAGUAUUCUCUAAUGCUUUCCUGCAAACUAAGAGGUGGGGGUGGAAUCUAUAGGACCAAAUCAGUGGGAGCCUGUGACUAAUUGUUUUUGAUAACUCUGAUUUGUAUAUUAAGAUAGAUGAGAGUUAAUCCACUGUGAUUCUCCCAUUGUUUAGAAAGUACAUUCAGAAUUUGAUUCUACCCUUUUUGGAACACAUGUUUUUUGUAACACUCAGUUGAAGCACUUAUUAUAUUACUAGUUUUAAUUUAAUGUUUCAUCUCAUCUCACCUGAUGAUUCUGAAAAACAGGAAACAUGUUUUCUUAUAUUCUUUGUAUUUCACCCUCAACUCUCAACUGUCUUAACACAAUAAACAUGGAAUAAAAGACAGUUGAUUUAGUCAAUGAUUGGGCAGAAAGGCUACAGAUAUUCAUCAGUUUCAGAAGUACACAGGGUUCUUCCUUCUCUUUCUCUGCUCCUCUCUCCCCCUUUAGAAUCCCCUCUCUUCUCUUACUUUCUUUUCCCUUCUGUUCCCUUCCUUUGUAUCUCCUUCCCUGCCCUUCCCUUUCUGAAUAAUUCAGUUCUAAAACCAAUAGGUGGUGCACAGCAUUAUGGGUAGACACACAUUGUAGGGGCAGAGAAGGGAGUCACAGUGGCUACAGCCUGGAGACUAAGUAGGGUGGGAGGGUAUCCACAUGAAGCAGUAGCCUGGUAUGAGUGUGGGAGCCCAAAUGAGAAAUGUGUCCAUGCACAGAUGAACACAUUGCACCAGGGGUAUCCAGGCAAAAGCAGCCAUAGCCUAAAGACUGUGUAGAGAACUCAAGUAGGGUGAGGAGGGCAUCCAUUAAUGGAAAGAGAUGGAGUGAAGAUUGGCUACAUAAAAGAGACCUGAUCAAAGAAGUAAACAUAUUAAAGAUAAUGAAAACCAGAUUUCUGACUUUUAGAGAAGGAAGUCACUGAUUCUCAUCAUUAGAAGAAGGGAAAAACAGAAUUAACCAUAUGGACUCAGAGAUUAGAACUGAAUAUAACUUUGUUUUUCUAUACAGAUAGAUGAUAAAUAUAUUAAUAAAUAGUAAUACAUAGAGAUAGAUAGAUAUAGAUACUUACAUGUAUGUUGUAUAUAAAAUCACACACUCUCUACUUCUUUCCACUGAUAGAGCUUUAAAACUUUAUAGCAAUGAGUAUACUUCAUGCCCAGAUCUUGGUUUAUAAAUUUUCCACCUAAAGGGACCCAAGCUACUUAGAAAUGGCUGAUUUGAGGGCCAGUUUUGAGAAAGUACAAUAUGAGCCUGGAAACCCUUUCCCCCUUUUCUUCCAUUAUCCCCUUCCACCUCCCCUCUGGUUACUGUCAGAUUUUUCUUAAUUUUAAUAUCUCUGGUUAUAUUUGAAACUACUGGGUCAAAGAACAAAUAAUAUAAGAAAUCAAAAGACUAUAGAUAGAAAAAAGAACAAAAUUAAAAAUAAAUAAUUAUAAUGAUUGACAAAAAAGAUUAUAAUAAGUAAGUAAGUAAGUAAGAUUAUAAUAAGUAAGUAAAGGAGAUAAAAUGAAUUUUUUAAAAGUCUCAAUAAAAUUAGAGAAUGCAAAAAAAGAAAAAAGAAACAACAAAUGAAAGUAAUAGGAAACAGCUAGCAAGAUAGUAUAUUUUAAUACAACUAUACAAACAAUAAAUUUAAAGGUGAAUGAUUUAAGAAUAACAGUUAAAAAUUGAGAGGCUGGGUUGGGAAAAAAAAGUAAGACCCAACUACAUGAGACUGAGAUUGUAUUGGUCAGGAUCCUCCAGAGAUACAGAAGCAAUAGGAGGGGUCAUUGGUCAUUGCCUCACAUAAUCACUGAGGCUAAGUUCCACAAUUUUCUGUCUGCAUGCUGGCGAGCCAGGAAAGAUGGUGGUAUAAUUCAGUUUGAGUCAAAGUCCAUGGGGACAAAUGGUGUAAAUGUCAGUCCAAGUCUGAAGGCUGAGAAUGAAGAGCACCAAUGUCCAAUGGCAGGAGAAGACAGAUGUCCCAGCUCAAGUAGAGAACAAAUAUUCCAUCCCUCUCUGAUUUUGUUCUAUUCGGGUUCUCAAAUGAUUGGAUGAUAGCUACCCACACUGAAGAGAGCAAUCUUCUUUAGUCUAUUGAUUCAAAUGUUAAUCUCUUCUGGAAACACCUCACAGAUAAAUCUAGAAAUAGGAUUUUACAGCUAUCUGGACAUCCAUUAUCCCACUCAGGUUGACACUCAAAACUAACCAUUACAGAGAUCUACAAGAAACCCACUUUAAUAUUAUAAUAGUAGACUUCUAGUUUCAGCUCCAACAUGUAAAGAAUUUAGAGGUCAUAACUCAUACCUCUAAAAAAAGAUAUGAGAAAGCUGAAAAUCAAGGAUUUUCUCAGGCCCAUCAGAGAACUGACAUUGCAUGGCAAAUUGCCACCCCAAAAUCUAGAUAGAUACAGAGUUGAAGCUCAGAUCUGCUUCCCUGAAGCAAAACUCAUCAGAGCCAUAAACUUGUAGAAAUACUUAAAUGGUAGAUUUGAUGAAUUGCUGGGGGUUGAGUGUGGGAUAGCUUGAGUGAGAAACUUGUUAGAGCUGCAAUAUUGGAGACGGGGUUACAUAUUCAUAGGUUUUACCUCCAGGAACCCCACCAAAUUCUCAGAACAAAAGUUGAAUGAGAUACCCUGUGGCUCUCUGGCAGGGGGGAGAGGAAUAGAAAUCAUUGGAAACAGUGCCAGAGUGUUUUCCAUAACAAAAGCCUAGUCUCCACGGAAAAAAGACUUUAACAGAACCCUAUCCAGGAUCACACAGUGUGGGUGGCUUACAACACCAAGGCAUGUACCCGCCAAAUUUGGGGGCUGUGCAGCACAAGUCUAGGCUGAAAUCAGAGAUGUUCAAUAUCACCAGGAGAAAGUGUAGGAUAAAUUAGUCACUGCCAAACUACCUCCUGGGAAGUGUUACUUGUUGUUCCUAGAGCUGAAGUUUCUGUGGUAAAAUAAGCUUGAGAAAAACUGCGUAAUAAAUACCAGUCCUAAUGAGUCAGAUAAUACAUUAACAUAGUAAAGAUUCAGAGAAAUCCCUAAGUAAAAUUGAAAAUUAUUACAAGUUUAUUCUCAAUCCUGUUUGUGCAUCAGAAGGGCUUAUUUAAUUUUUAGUAAAUACAACACAUGGAUCCCAUCCCACACCUGAGGAUAUGAGAAAGGCCAAUAUCAAGACUCAAAAAAAAAAGGACAAAAAG